Messenger RNA from Gadus morhua (Atlantic cod), 3588 nucleotides. It is a transcript of the gene kcnk13b, whose product is annotated as potassium channel, subfamily K, member 13b. Gene Ontology annotation, cellular component: plasma membrane. Bases 643 to 2010 code for a protein of 455 amino acids. The transcript has 3 exons. Gene Ontology annotation, biological process: potassium ion transmembrane transport; stabilization of membrane potential. The record is from RefSeq and is a predicted model, not a curated record. Gene Ontology annotation, molecular function: outward rectifier potassium channel activity; potassium ion leak channel activity. NCBI's taxonomy places the organism in Eukaryota, Metazoa, Chordata, Actinopteri, Gadiformes, Gadidae.
AAGUGCCUUCAAGGGAGAUAAGUACGAGAUGAGAAUGAGAAAACAAAUUUAAAUACUAAUCAAAUGUGUUUUAAGUGACAGCAGCGCCUCCAAAUUCAUUACACGAAAGCUAUCGCGUGCGUAAAACGUGCGCUCCUCUGGAGACUCGGUCGGAGAGAGGGAUGGGAGGAGGAGGACCGUCACGGACCACACGACUCUGCGGUGCCAAAGGUGGCAGCUGCACGCGAGCGAUCGACACAUCGACGCAAACAGUUCAGACCAACUUUGGGGAACCGAUGAGUCGGUUCGAAACUUCGACGCACCCGUAUGCACGGAGUGAACUACCUGUUUACGACGGGAGUUGGACUUAUUGCGGCAAGGAAACCUGUUCAAACUAGUGCACAUCAUGGAGAGUUGGUGCUGUGAUCCGCUUUGUUUUAGUUUCAUCUAUCAGAACAGGGGUAUAUUUUUCCUUUUUGGUUUGUUUGUUUCUCUUGGGUCUCUCUAUUAAAACAUAAAUGGCGUUUGUUGGCGUUUCCCUCCAGAAGUGGUGGGCGAUGGCGGACGACGUGACCGCGCGUGUUCCAACGGUGCGGCCGUCGUGCGGUGUGAGGUCUCUCAUCACGGGUCUCUCACCUGCCCCCCGGUGACCGCUUCGCCCUGAUGGCGUGUCGAGGCAGCGGUUGCUGCUGCGGCGGCGGCGGCGUGGGUCCGCUGAACGAGGACAACGCACGGUUCCUGCUGCUGGCCCUCUUUAUCAUCGUGUAUCUGCUGUGCGGCGCGGCGGUCUUCUCCGCGCUCGAGCAACCCAUGGAGCGCGAGGCAAAGGCGCGGUGGACGCAGAGGUUCGAGCACUUUAGCCUGAAGCACAACCUCAGCAGGAAGGACCUCAGGAACUUCCUGAGGAGCUACGAGGAGGCGAACGUGGCAGGGAUCCGCGUGGACACCAUCCGGCCGCGGUGGGACUUCUCCGGGGCGUUCUACUUCGUCGGUACUGUGGUGUCCACCAUAGGCUUUGGGAUGACCACGCCGGCCACCAUCGGCGGGAAAGUCUUCCUCAUGUUCUACGGCCUCAUCGGCUGCGCCGCCACCAUCCUCUUCUUCAACCUCUUCCUGGAGCGCGUCAUCACGGUCAUCGCCUUCGUCCUCAAGACCUGCCACAAGCGGCGCCAGCACAAGGCCGUGCUCCCGCACGCCGCCCACCACCGCGGCUCCGAGGGCAGCGCCGGCGUCGGCGUCGGAGGAGGAGGGGGCGGGGGUGUUGAGAGAGAUGCGGGCGGGAGAGGCGAGGGUCUAGCUGGCUGGAAGCCCUCCGUCUACUGCGUGAUGCUGAUCCUGGGCGUGGCCGCCGUCGUGGUGUCGUGCUGCGCGUCCCUGAUGUACUCGGCCGCCGAGGGCUGGGCCUACCUGGACUCGCUGUACUUCUGCUUCGUGGCCUUCAGCACCAUCGGCUUCGGGGACAUGGUGAGCAGCCAGCGGCUGGCCUACGAGGGCCACGCCACCGCCGCCUACCGGCUGGGCAACUUCCUGUUCAUCCUGACGGGCGUGUGCUGCAUCUACUCGCUCUUCAACGUCAUCUCCAUCGUCAUCAAGCAAGUGCUGAACUGGCUGCUAGGCCGGAUGGAGGCCGCCUGCCACUGCUGCGGCUGCCUCCCCGGCUGGGGCUGGGGGGGUGCGGGUGGCGGGGUGGGAGGUGGAGGAGGGCCCCACCGCCCCCACCGCCACCCCAGGAGGAACGUGGUGGCCCCGGGGCACCUGAGGGCCAGGAGGGAGCUCUCCAUAGAGACGGACGUGGCCAACGAGAGCGAGACCGACACGGGCCGCCGCAUGUCCGGCGAGAUGAUCUCCAUGAGGGACUUCUUGGCAGCCAAUAAGGUGAAUCUGGCCCUCAUGCAGAAGCAGCUGUCGGAGAUGGCCAACGGACACCCGCGGCCGUCGGGGUCCAGCUCGCGGCAGAACGGCUUCUCCGGUGGUGUCGGGGCCCUGGGCAUCAUGAACAACCGCCUGGCAGAGACCAGCGUGGACAGAUAGAGACCCAGAGGGGGGGGGGGGACGGAGCACACUUCACAGAUGGGAUGUACAAAAAAGGGAAAGACAAGAUUGUAUUGUCCCAACCAGCCGCUGACUUUGGGAGGGAGGGAGACGAGGGGAGACGAGGGGAGCUGAGGGGGCGAUGGGAGUAAUUGAAAAAUUAGCCAUUGGUGUGGACGUGGUGAAUAUAAGAACAAAUAACUACGCUUGUCCUUCCACUGCUUGACACUGAGGAGCCUUGUGACCUGCCUCACGCUGCUCUGCUUGUAGAAUCCAACAUGGACGGCUCAUACAGGCUCUGCGAACACGGUCUGUGAACGCCUGGAUGAGCACACCUGGAUCCGGAAUGUUGUGUCUUUAAGGAUUCUGUUUCCAUGGUGAUAAAUAUAUAUAUAUAUAAAUAAAAUAAAAGAUGCCUGCAGAAGCCCUUGCGUCUGAGCUGUACAGACUGGAUGACGCAAACAUUAAGAUUAGAAACAUACUCUGAAAAUUGUUAUCUAUGUUACUCUCUGUAUCCACUAACCAAUAAAACGUCUAAUAAAUGGCGAUGUUAAGCAGUAUCUUAUAAACACAAAUGAGGAAUAUUUUUCCCUCAACAAUAUCAAGCAUCGAUUUAGGGUGGGGUGAAUGGAACGAUUAACACACAGAUCGCACUCACGUGAGAGUACAGUUGUGCAGCCUAGAGAGCUCACUCAGGACUCUACUGGACAGGUGCGUGCGAGCCAAAGGGCUCCAUUAUCCUCCCUUCGUAAACUACCAGGAAAUCAGACCGAAGGUCACACCAUCUUCCCUUGUUCUGAAAAGCUAACCUAGCACCGAGAACACAGAAACACACACAGAGAAGGACCCAUUCUUGGUCUAGUUAGUGGCACAGAAGACGAUAUUCCAAUGCAAAGCGAGACUUAUUGUACGAAACACUGCACUUUGCUGUUCUGCUUCACUGUACAUUAAUGAGGGGUCACAGUGUUGCAUAUGGCUCAGUUAUCAGGCUCAUGUUCUCCAUGUCUGGACUUUCUAUUAGGGGGCCUCUUCCACCAGCUCACGUUACGAUAAAAGUGGUUAAAUAUGUUUCCCACCAUCGUAAAAUGGUUCCGAUUCUAUUAAUCUAGUUGAGUCUUUAGAUACAUACAUAAUCAAUAGCGAGGGCAGUACAUUGAUAAUACUUCAAGAAAUUGUCUUGUAUUAAUAUGAAUCACACUACAGCAAAGGUGAUGGAAGUUGGAAGUACAGUCCUAUGAUUAGCAACCAGCACACUGCCCUGACAGCAGGAAUAAAGAAGAUGUAAUAUCAUAUGUCCUAACCUGAACAAUCACAUAUUCAGCAAACCGUUUCCAUGCAUAUAAUAAGGCUACAAUGUUGUCUGUAAUUGCUUACUAAUAAUAGACAAUGAGGGUAAUUGUAAUUAAUUCUCCAUUAAGGCAUCUGUGAAUCGCUUCUUUCAAGCUGUCAAACCCGAUCAUUACUAGCAGUGUUUCCUUCCUUCAUGAAUCCAGUGGCAAAGCCCCGCCACUCGACAACUGGCAUCACUGUAAUCAGCCAUGCAAAUUUAAUUGAAUAAAUGCAUAUAUAGUAUCGCAA